AUGGACUCCUCGAACCGCUCAAGAUCCACUUCUCGAAACUCGUCGGAGUUCGAGUUGAUAGCAGAUGUGAAUCAUGUCGAUAAAGCUGUUCAGAAUGGAGUUGAGGAAGAUAGGUCUCUGGAAGAGCCAAAAGAGACUUCUACUGACACAUCAGUCAAGGAGGCUCUCCCAGAGCCUGCUGAGUCAUCAGCUCCCCCAGCUCUCACUAAAGACGAGGCCAUGGCGAAAAUCACUGUGAAGGAAUGGAAUGAGGUCACUGAAAAGUUGUCCUAUCUGGAGAAGGAGGUUGAUAAAUUGAAGGCAAUGAUGGAUAUUUUGAAGGUCAACGCAUCCAAUGAAAGCAGAGACAACAAAUAUGCCUCGUCUUCACAACGUUUCAACCCUCAGUUGGAGGUUCCUCGACACGAGCUCGAGUUUCCGAUACGUGGUUCAUCUCCUGGAAGGAGGAGCCCGGUCAGUCAGUAUAUGGAUCGAACAGGACGAUAUGCACACUGCUCACCAUCACAACAAAAUUUCCGAUAUCGAUCAACUUCCCCACAAAAUCGAGGCUUCCAAUUGUCCCACCAGUCGAGAAGAGACUAUGAGAGUUGUUCCUCUCGAAACGGACAACACGCCCGCUCACCAACCGCCAGCACAAACUCCUGGGAGUCAUCAUCGCCGAGUCAGGGAAAUAGAAAUGCCCAAUGGAGUAGCGGUUCGCCAAUACCACCGAGACUCCGCUCUCCAUCCAUCAGAAAUGGAUAUGAUGACCGACCAUCAAUUCGUGGUGGAUUCCGCUCAACAACACCAAUCAGGUUCUUGGUGGGAAAAAUGUACCGAGAUCCGGACGUUCAAGUUCGGUGUGUGUUCUGUGGAGGAGAACACUUUCAUGAUCGCUGUCCGGUCGUAGUUGAUCCCAUGGAGAGACGGGCUCAUCUGUGGGACAAUGGACGAUGUAUCGCCUGCCUCCGUAAGAAUUGCCCACUCUUUCACCCGCAGUUGAGAUGCAGAUACUGCGAUGGUCGCGUGGAAGAUGUCAUUCACCAUAGCAGUGUCUGCACCCGCCCGGAGGUACGGGAGAGUUAUCGCUGGCAGUAA
Messenger RNA from Caenorhabditis remanei, 1077 nucleotides. RefSeq lists its product as uncharacterized. The transcript has 7 exons. The record is from RefSeq and is a predicted model, not a curated record. NCBI's taxonomy places the organism in Eukaryota, Metazoa, Nematoda, Chromadorea, Rhabditida, Rhabditidae. Bases 1 to 1077 code for a protein of 358 amino acids.